This is a messenger RNA of Perognathus longimembris pacificus (Pacific pocket mouse), 6998 nucleotides long. RefSeq names its product dysferlin (gene Dysf). Lineage: Eukaryota; Metazoa; Chordata; Mammalia; Rodentia; Heteromyidae. The record is from RefSeq and is a predicted model, not a curated record. Gene Ontology annotation, molecular function: calcium-dependent phospholipid binding; calcium ion binding. Gene Ontology annotation, biological process: vesicle fusion; T-tubule organization; macrophage activation involved in immune response. Gene Ontology annotation, cellular component: cytoplasmic vesicle; membrane; T-tubule. Bases 297 to 6743 code for a protein of 2148 amino acids. The transcript is spliced from 58 exons.
CGGCGGCUGGAGCAUUGAAUUACAGCUCCUUGGAGCCCACGUUGGGCUGCGGGGGUGGAAAAUGAACAGAAGCCCCCGUUCUGGCAACGCCCUCUGACCAGCGGAGGGGACGCAGCCGGGGGCGGGAACGAGCCUAGCCCACGGGAGCAGCCCCCGCCGGCCAGCGCCCCUUUAAGAGCAGCGGCUCCCAGCCGGGAGUCAGAGAGAGAUCCAACCCGACCCGCACGCGGUGCCUCCGCCCUCCUUAGCUUUCUUUGCGCCCGCCCGGGGUACAGCGGACCCUCCAGGCCUCAGGCAUGCUGAGGGUCUUCAUCCUCUAUGCGGAGAACGUCCACACCCCGGACACUGACAUCAGCGAUGCCUACUGCUCCGCGGUGUUUGCAGGGGUAAAGAAGAGAACCAAAGUCAUCAAGAACAGUGUGAACCCCGUGUGGAAUGAGGGCUUUGAGUGGGACCUCAAGGGCAUUCCCUUGGACCAGAGCUCUGAGCUUCAUGUGGUGGUCAAGGAUCAUGAGACAAUGGGAAGGAACAGGUUCCUGGGGGAAGCCAAGGUCCCACUCCGGGAAGUCCUGUCCACCCCCAGUCUAUCUGCCAGUUUCAAUGCUCCCCUGCUGGAUACCAAGCAGCAUCCCACUGGGGCCUCGCUGGUCCUGCAGGUGUCCUACACACCACUCCCCGGAGCUGUGCCCCUGUUUCCACCCUCUGUUCCUCUGGAGCCCUCUCCCACAUUGCCUGACAUGGACUUGGUGGCUGGUGGGGGACAGAGCCGGGCCGAGACUUGGUCCUUGCUCAGUGACAGCACCGUGGACACGAGAUACUCUGGAAAGAAGUGGCCAGCUCCCACGGACACAGCAGGAGAGGAAGACACUGAGGACCAGGGGCUCACGGGAGAUGAGGCAGAGCCGUUCCUGGAUCAGAGUGGAGCUCCAGGCCCUGGAGCUCCUACCACCCCCAAGAAACCACCUUCCCAUCCUCCCCCCUACCACCCUGGAAGCAAAAGAAAGAGAAGUGUGCCCACAUCCAGAAAGCUGCUGUCAGACAAGCCUCAGGACUUCCAGAUCAGAGUCCAGGUGAUCGAGGGGCGCCAGCUGCCAGGGGUGAACAUCAAGCCUGUAGUCAAGGUCACGGCUGCUGGACAGACCAAAAGGACUCGGAUUCAAAAGGGAAACAGCCCUCUCUUCAACGAGACUCUUUUCUUCAACAUGUUUGACUCGCCCGUGGAGCUGUUCGAUGAGCCCAUCUUUAUCACGGUGGUGGACUCCCGUUCCCUCAGGACAGAUGCUCUCAUCGGGGAGUUCCGGAUGGACGUGGGCACCAUUUACAGAGAGCCCCGGCACACCUAUUUCAGGAAAUGGCUGCUGCUUUCUGACCCUGAUGAUUUCUCGGCUGGGGCCAGAGGCUACUUGAAAGCUAGUCUGUGUGUGCUGGGGCCUGGCGAUGAAGCUCCCCUGGAUAGAAAAGACCCCUCUGAAGACAAGGAGGACAUCGAAGGCAACCUUCUCAGACCAACAGGCGUGGCCCUUCGAGGAGCCCACUUCUGCCUGAAGCUCUUCAGGGCUGAGGAUUUACCGCAGAUGGAUGACGCUGUGAUGGACAACGUGAAACAGAUCUUUGGCUUUGACAGUAACAAGAAGAACUUGGUGGACCCCUUUGUGGAGGUCAGCUUCGCGGGGAGAAUGCUCUGCAGCAAGAUCUUGGAGAAGACAGCCAACCCCCAGUGGAACCAGAACAUCACGCUACCCGCCAUGUUUCCCUCCAUGUGUGAGAAAAUGAGGAUUCGCAUCAUGGACUGGGACCGCCUCACUCACAAUGACGUUGUGUCCACCACCUACCUGGGUAUGUCAAAAAUCUCUGCUCCUGGAGGAGAAAUAGAAGAGGAGCCUGCAGGUGUGGCCAAGCCUCAACAAGCCACAGACCUGGACGACAAUCUAGGCUUCCUCCCCACCUUUGGUCCCUGCUAUGUGAACCUGUACGGCAGUCCCCGGGAGUUCACGGGCUUCCCAGACCCCUAUGCAGAGCUCAACAUAGGCAAGGGGGAAGGUGUGGCCUACCGAGGCCGGCUUCUGCUGUCCUUGGAGACCAAGCUGGUGGAGCACAGUGAGCAGAAGGUGGAGGACCUCCCUGCGGAUGACAUCCUCCGGGUGGAGAAGUACCUCCGGAGGCGCAAAUACUCCCUCUUUGCGGCCUUCUACUCGGCCUCCAUGCUGCAGGACGUGGACGAUGCCAUCCAGUUUGAGGUCAGCAUUGGGAACUACGGCAACAAGUUCGACACAACCUGUCUGCCGCUGGCCUCCACCACCCAGUACAGCCGGGCAGUCUUUGAUGGGUGCCACUACUACUACUUACCCUGGGGCAAUGUGAAGCCGGUCGUGGUGCUGUCCUCCUACUGGGAGGACAUUAGCCAUAGGAUUGAGACUCGGAACCAGCUGCUCAGGAUUGCUGACCGGUUGGAAGCUGGCUUGGAGCAGAUCCACCUGGCCUCGAAGGCACAGUGUUCCACGGAGGACACAGACUCUCUGGUGGCUCAGCUGAUGGAUGAGCUCAUUGCAGACUGCAGCCAGCCCCUGGGUAACGUCCAGGAGAUACCUUCUGCUACUCACCUGGACCAGUACCUGUUCCGGCUACGUACCCGUCAUCUGAGCCAGAUCACUGAGGCUGCCCUGGCUUUGAAGCUCGGCCACAGUGAGCUCCCUGCUAUUCUAGAGCAGGCUGAGGACUGGCUCCUAAGGCUCCGUGCCCUGGCAGAGGAGCCCCAGAACAGCCUGCCGGACAUUGUCAUCUGGAUGCUGCAGGGAGACAAGCGUGUGGCCUACCAGCGGGUACCCGCGCAUGAAAUCAUCUUCUCCCGGCGUGGUGCCAACUAUUGUGGCAGGAAUUGUGGGAAGCUGCAGACAAUCUUUCUAAAGUAUCCAAUGGAGGCAGUGCCUGGAGCCCGGAUGCCAGUGCAGAUACGAGUCAAGCUCUGGUUUGGGCUCUCUGUGGAUGAGAAGGAGUUCAACCAGUUUGCUGAGGGGAAGCUCUCCGUCUUUGCUGAAACUUAUGAGAACCAGACCAAGCUGGCCUUGGUUGGGAACUGGGGCACAACGGGCCUUACAUACCCCAAGUUUUCUGAUGUUACGGGCAAGAUCAAGCUACCCAAGGACAGCUUCCGUCCCUCAACUGGAUGGGCCUGGGCAGGAGAUUGGUUCGUGUGUCCGGAGAAGACCCUGCUUCAUGAUGCUGAUGCUGGUCAUCUGAGCUUUGUGGAGGAGGUGUUUGAGAACCAGACCCGACUCCCUGGAGGCCAGUGGAUCUACAUGAGUGAUAACUACACUGAUGUUAAUGGGGAGAAGGUGCUUCCCAAGGAUGACAUUGAGUGCCCAGUGGGCUGGAAGUGGGAAGAUGAAGAAUGGUCCACAGACCUCAAUCGGGCUGUCGAUGAGCAAGGCUGGGAGUACAGCAUCACCAUUCCCCCAGACCGGAAGCCAAGGCACUGGGUCCCCGCUGAGAAGAUGUACUAUACUCACCGACGAAGGCGCUGGGUCCGCCUGCGCAGGAGGGACCUCAGCCAGAUGGAAGCACUGAAGAGACACAGGCAGGCAGAGGCAGAGGGCGAGGGCUGGGAGUAUGCCUCUCUCUUUGGCUGGAAGUUUCACCUGGAGUACCGCAAGACUGACGCCUUUCGCCGCCGCCGUUGGCGCCGUCGCAUGGAGCCCCUGGAGAAGACAGGGCCUGCUGCCGUGUUUGCCCUCGAGGGGGCCCUGGGUGGUGUGGUGGAUGACAGGAGUGAAGAUUCCAUGUCUGUGUCUACCCUGAGCUUCGGUGUAAACAGACCCACAAUCUCCUGCAUCUUUGAUUAUGGGAACCGCUACCACUUACGCUGCUACAUGUACCAGGCCCGGGACCUGCCUGCGAUGGACAAGGACUCAUUCUCUGAUCCCUACGCAAUCGUCUCCUUCUUACACCAGAGCCAGAAGACAGUGGUGGUGAAGAAUACUCUGAACCCCACCUGGGACCAGACACUGAUUUUCUAUGAGAUUGAAAUUUUUGGCGAGCCGGCCAGCAUUGCAGAGCAGCCACCCAGCAUUGUAGUAGAACUCUACGACCAUGACACCUAUGGUGCAGAUGAGUUUAUGGGCCGCUGCAUCUGUCAGCCAAGUCUGGAACGGAUACCCCGGCUGGCCUGGUUCCCACUGAUGAGGGGCAGCCAGACGGCGGGAGAGCUGCUGGCAUCUUUUGAGCUUAUCCAGAGAGAAAAGCCGGCCAUCCACCAUAUUCCUGGUUUUGAGGUACAAGACACAUCAAGGAUCCUGGAUGAGCUGUGUGCUCCUGCCUUCUUCCUCCAGGGCCUUCUGCAGACGUCAGAUGACACAGACCUGCCCUACCCGCCACCUCAGAGGGAGGCCAACAUCUACAUGGUUCCCCAGAACAUCAAGCCAGCUCUCCAGCGCACUGCCAUUGAGAUCCUGGCAUGGGGCUUACGGAAUAUGAAGAGCUACCAGCUGGCCAGUAUUUCAUCCCCCAGCCUUGUAGUGGAGUGUGGGGGCCAGACAGUUCAGUCCUGUGUCAUCAGGAACCUCCGGAAGAACCCCAACUUUGACAUCUGUACUCUCUUCAUGGAAGUGAUGCUGCCCAGGGAGGAACUCUACUGUCCCCCCAUCGUGGUCAAGGUCAUCGAUAACCGCCAGUUUGGCCGCCGGCCUGUGGUGGGCCAGUGUACCAUCCGCUCCCUGGAGAGCUUCCUGUGUGACCCCUAUUCAGCCCAGAGUCCAUCCCCUCAUGGUGGCCCAGAUGACGUGAGUUUACUCAGCCCGGGAGAAGAUGUGCUCAUUGACAUUGAUGACAAGGAACCCCUCAUCCCCAUCCAGCUUGCGGAUGGUCUGUCCAGUUUGGCCCCCACUAACAUGGCGUCUUCUCCAACCAGUCCUCAUGAGGAGGAGUUCAUUGACUGGUGGAGCAAAUUCUUUGCCUCCAUAGGGGAGAGUGAAAAGUGUGGCUCCUACUUGGAGAAAGAUUUUGACACUCUAAAGGUCUAUGACACACAGCUGGAGAAUGUGGAGGCUUUUGAAGGCUUGUCUGAUUUCUGUAACACCUUCAAGCUUUACCGAGGCAAGACUCAGGAAGAGACUGAAGACCCGUCUGUCAUUGGUGAGUUUAAGGGUCUCUUCAAAAUUUAUCCCCUCCCAGAAGAUCCAGCCAUUCCCAUGCCCCCAAGACAGUUCCACCAGCUGGCUGCCCAGGGGCCCCAGGAGUGCUUGGUCCGAAUCUAUAUUGUCCGAGCAUUUGGCCUCCAGCCCAAGGACCCCAAUGGGAAGUGUGACCCUUACAUCAAGAUCUCCAUAGGAAAGAAGUCAGUGAGUGACCAGGAUAACUACAUCCCCUGUACCCUGGAGCCUGUGUUUGGAAAGAUGUUUGAGCUGACCUGCACGCUACCUCUGGAGAAGGACCUGAAGAUCACGCUCUAUGACUAUGACCUUCUCUCAAAGGAUGAGAAGAUUGGGGAGACAGUCAUUGACCUGGAGAACAGGCUGCUGUCUAAGUUUGGGGCUCGUUGUGGACUCCCACAGACCUACUGUGUCUCUGGACCAAACCAGUGGAGGGAUCAGCUCCGCCCUUCCCAGCUCCUCCACCUCUUCUGCCAGCAAAACAGAGUCAAGGCCCCUGUGUAUCGGACAGACCGAGUGACGUUUCAGGAUAAAGAGUACACCAUUGAGGAGAUAGAUGCUGGCAGGAUCCCGAAUCCACACCUGGGUCCAGUGGAGGAGCGUCUGGCUCUGCACGUCCUUCAGCAGCAAGGCUUGGUCCCUGAGCACGUGGAGUCACGGCCCCUCUACAGCCCCCUGCAGCCAGACAUCGAGCAGGGGAAGCUGCAGAUGUGGAUCGACCUGUUUCCAAAGGCUCUGGGGCGGCCUGGACCUCCCUUCAAUAUCACUCCUCGGAAAGCCAGAAGGUUUUUCCUGCGCUGUAUUGUCUGGAAUACCAAAGAUGUGAUCCUGGAUGACCUCAGCCUCACUGGGGAGAAGAUGAGUGACAUUUAUGUGAAAGGUUGGAUGGUGGGCUUUGAAGAACACAAACAGAAGACAGAUGUGCACUAUCGCUCCCUGGGUGGCGAGGGUAACUUCAAUUGGAGGUUUGUGUUCCCCUUCGACUACCUGCCAGCCGAGCAAGUCUGCUCCAUUGCCAAGAAGGAUGCCUUUUGGAGUCUGGACAAGACUGAGAGCAAAAUCCCAGCACGCGUGGUGUUCCAGAUCUGGGACAAUGACAAGUUCUCCUUUGAUGAUUUUCUGGGCUCCCUGCAGCUGGAUCUCAACCGCAUGCCCAAGCCAGCCAAGACAGCUGAAAAGUGCUCCUUGGACCAGCUAGAUGACACUUUCCACCCAGAAUGGUUUGUGUCCCUCUUUGAGCAGAAGACAGUGAAGGGCUGGUGGCCCUGUGUAGCAGAAGAGGGAGAGAAGAGGAUCCUGGCGGGAAAGUUGGAAAUGACCUUGGAGAUUGUAGCAGAGAGUGAACAUGAUGAACGGCCUGCUGGCCAGGGACGGGAUGAGCCCAAUAUGAAUCCGAAACUGGAGGACCCAAGGCGUCCUGACACCUCCUUCCUAUGGUUCACCUCUCCGUACAAGACAAUGAAGUUCAUCCUGUGGCGUCGCUUCCGGUGUGCCAUCAUCUUCUUCAUCAUUCUCUUCAUCCUGCUGCUGUUCCUGGGCAUCUUUGUUUAUGCCUUCCCGAACUAUGCUGCCAUGAAGCUGGUGAAGCCCUUCAGCUGAGGACAUUCCUGUGCUGGACAAGGGGGGCACCGGCUGCCCUCUGGUCUCAGGCCUGGCCUGCUCCUCCAACCACUUAACCCACUUACUUCAGACCUGAUGGUCCUGCCAGGUGGGCAGAUGGAGGGACUGACACGUGCUCCAAGAGUUGCUGCUCUGGAGCCCCGGAAUCACCCCUACUUUUAUCAUCUCCUUCCCGCAACCCAACCUCUUUGGGUCAGCUUGUAUGUAUUUCCAUAUAAAGCAGCCUGAACCACA